AUGUUGAGAUCCAAGUACAUGUACAUGUACAUAGCCUCUUGUCAUAGGCGAAUCUAAUGUUUAUCCACUGGCGCUAGGGCCGUGGGUCAUGAGGCAUCUCUCUUUGUAAAUGCUUAAAUGUUAAAUAUUGUAAUGGAGUCACUGCCAGUUGCUGUCAUGGUCCGUAUCUUCUCAUUUUUAGAGGUCAAAGAAAAAUGUAACGCUGCCAGAGUCUGCCGAUCAUGGUAUCAUCUUGUGCGUGAGAAGCAGUUAUGGAAGUAUGUGGACCUGACACCCUUUCGAGUCAACCUCCAGGCAACUUGGAAAAUCAUUCGCUGUUACUUCACCGAUGCCCUCAGGACCCUCCAUCUGCGAGGCUUCAUGUAUUCCAUCAAGAAGACGGAGUGCCUCUCUAAUGCUGUGCUGAAGGACCUGUGCGAGCGGUGCCCCAAUUUGGAGGAGCUACACAUUAAGGAUGCCCUUCUCACCAACAUCGACUCGGGCAACUUGCCGCCAACACUGAAGGUCCUGACACUUCAGCGGUGUGCGACCCCAUCUGGCUGGUUUCAAUCGGCCGUGGACCAGGGCCGUUUUGGCCAGCUGCAGGUACUCAGCAUGUCGUGGAGCACCGGGUUCUGCGACAAAGACCUCAUUCAUUUGGCCUCGCUUCCCGGAGGGGGCCAACUGGAGAGCCUGGACUUCUCCAACUGCUACCGGAUCUCGCACCAGGGUUUCCUGAGCAUGGCUGAGAAUCUCACCUGCUUGAAGCAUCUGCACAUCCCCGAGACUAACGUUGAGGAUGAAGACAUGCAUUUCAUCUGUCGCCACCUUAAAGAGAUGAAGACCCUAACCUUACAUGACUGUGAAGCACUGACAGACCUCUGCAUAGGAUCAUUGGCCACUCUCACCAAUCUACAACACCUUGACAUGAGAGGGAGUGCAAUGAAGAUCACUGCAGGUGCUCUCAUUGGACUGGUGGGAAAACUAAAAAAUCUUGAGUGCUUGUGCAUAUCCGUGUCAGAAGGUCUCACAGAAGCUGAUUUGGAACAGAUUGCGGGAGUAAAUGUCAAGUGUCGCAUUAUAAGCAACUAGAUACUCUUGUCCAAAUCAAAGUCUUUCCCAGGAUUAUUGUCAAAGAUCUAACACUGCAAAAUACUUGUCCGUGGUUCUUGUUUGAUGUACAUAUAUCACAUUUCCUGCUUGGUUUUUAACCAAUCCGCUGCUUGAUAGUCCAUUAGAUGCUGUAACAUGUUCAUCAUCCAUGUCCACAAUUGGGCAUGUUUGGUAUUCCAACAAAACCUGCACAAAAUUUAGCUUGGCCAAGGUUAUUUGGGAGUAACAUUAUGCACAUGAGGUCUGUCCUAUCAGUGCGGGUCCAUGCCUUGUUCUGGAAGUUUCCUUUUGAAAUACUAAACAAACUAAACUGGCUCAUUCAUUGAGCAAAAUUUACAAAGAAAUUUGUGUUACCAGUUCAAAUUGACUUCUUCGACAUGACAUUCAACCUUUUAACUUUUUUAGGACUAGAUGUUGAAUUGUCUGAACUCUGAAAUGUGAAGCCAUUCAUAAAUAGAAAAAUCAAUAUUUGCCAAAUGGAAAAAAAUAAUUCUGCCUUUACAUAUAAUAUUGAAGAAAUACUUAAAUGUGAGAUAUUCCAUGCAGUUAAGUAAGAAAUGUGCCAUGGGCAUAGCUGGGAUUUCACUCACACCACACUACCUCACACCAUGAGGAAAAGGCUUUUUUGCUGUUUUUGUAAUUUUAAGAAGAUAAUUUAGUGAUACAUUGUGUUAAAUAGAUGUACCAGUCAUAUAAUAGCAAUAGCAUUUAUUUUAGUUUUUUACAGGUGAUUGAUGCAAUGUUUAUUAUAAUUGUAUUUUAAAAAAUCGUGUCAUUUAUUCCUAUUAAUGCAAUCUUGAAUGUAAUUUCUAUUUUGAGACUGCAUUAUGAUGAUCUUUGUCAUAGGAAUUACAGUAUAUAUACAUUUCAGCUGUUUUUGCAUUGUCUCAGACAUUCAGAUCAACUCCAUAACUUAAGUUAAACACUGAUUUAAAUUUAGAAAUUGAUUAAUAUUGACAGUGAAAAUAAGAAUAUAGUAAAUAUAAAUAAAACAAUUAUACAUAGAUAUCUGCUUUGUACAUAAGAAGCAUCCACUGUUGUCAGUUAUAGACCGAUUUGUUGAAGCCAUUACUGUGGUGUCCCUCGUCACUCAUGCGCACACUCCUAAACUUGACGAAUGAGUGAUGUUGGUUACCAGUGCGCUCCACUGUGCAUCUUUUUUGUUCACAUGCGUGGGGACACCGCAGUACUAAUGGCAACUGAUUCUUGUCACUGGAUUGGUCUGUGUUCCUCAUCUUUCUCUCCUGUUCUGGACAUUUUCUUUUUUGGGGGGGGGUUUUCAUUUGCAACAACGAGGGCUUCCAGCUUAUGUUAGCUUGAGCUAACAUAUAUGUUUGGAUAUGAAAUAAAGCCACCGAGCUACUUUUUUUCAUAUGUACAAACCUAGACAAACAUGUACUACCUUCAGGUCUUGGUGUUUCACAUUCAAAAUGCAAGAGCACUGUAAAGUUGGAUCUUGUUAGCUUCCAAUAUUUAUUUUGGUUUCUCUAAAUUUAAGAUAAAUUGAAUAAAA
Molecule: messenger RNA, 2605 nt
Organism: Acanthaster planci (crown-of-thorns starfish)
Lineage: Eukaryota; Metazoa; Echinodermata; Asteroidea; Valvatida; Acanthasteridae
Product: F-box/LRR-repeat protein 12-like
Molecular function (GO): protein binding
Source: RefSeq, a predicted model, not a curated record